This is a messenger RNA of Esox lucius (northern pike), 1575 nucleotides long. RefSeq names its product RNA binding motif protein X-linked 2 (gene rbmx2). The coding region runs from base 104 to 1309 and encodes 401 amino acids. The transcript is spliced from 6 exons. Lineage: Eukaryota; Metazoa; Chordata; Actinopteri; Esociformes; Esocidae. Gene Ontology annotation, cellular component: precatalytic spliceosome; U2 snRNP; catalytic step 2 spliceosome. The record is from RefSeq and is a predicted model, not a curated record. Gene Ontology annotation, biological process: mRNA splicing, via spliceosome. Gene Ontology annotation, molecular function: RNA binding.
AUACAUCCGGUAGGAUUUCUUGCUCCUUGCUUAUUUGUGCAUGUAAUGUAUUAGAGCUCCAUUUUAUAAUUAGUAUCGUUGUUAUGUUCACGGAGAUAACUGCAUGAUGAAUCCCCUGACCAAGGUGAAGCUGAUUAAUGAGCUUAAUGAGAGAGAGGCCUCACUUGGGGUGAAGGAAACCGUGUCAUGGCAUUCAGAGUAUAAGGACAGUGCCUGGAUCUUCAUUGGUGGGUUUCCCUAUGAGCUGACAGAAGGUGACAUAGUCUGUGUCUUUUCUCAAUAUGGAGAGAUAGCCAACAUAAACCUGGUCCGUGAUAAGAAGACCGGUAAAUCCAAAGGCUUCUGCUUUAUCUGCUACGAGGACCAGAGGAGCACCAUCCUGGCUGUGGAUAACUUAAAUGGGAUAAAGAUAAAGGGACGGACCAUCCGAGUGGACCAUGUGCUUAACUACCGGCCUCCCAAAGACAAUGAGGACAUGGACGAUGUCACCAAGCGUCUGAGGGAGGAGGGCUGUGCCCCAAAACUACCUGACCCUUCAUCCUCUGAGUCUGAAGAAGAGGAGCAAUACGCUGUGCCUGUUAAGAAGCCCAAGAAAGACAAGAAAGAGAAGAAAAAGAAGAAGAAGAAGGAGAAAAAGGCUCUGAAGGCUGAGAAGCAGCAGAGGGAGAUGCUUGCCCAGACUCCCCCUGGUUCCUCUGGACCUAGCCCAGCACUGAGGGUGAAGCAGGAGAAGGAUGACCUGAGCUAUGACAAGUACAGCCAGCGGGGGGUGCCAGAGGAGCGUCUGGGGGCCAGCACGGAGAGGCCAGGGCACCACAGUGAUACCUACAGGCUGGAGGGUGGAGUGUAUCAAAAACACCAUGGAGACCAAAGGGAUAGGGAAAAGUUCAGGGAGGAUGGGAACAGGAGAGAUGGACUGCAGCUGGAUAGAGAUGACAGAACAAAUGACAAAGGAAAAGAGAAGGAAAAUGAGAGGAAUAGAGAGCCAGACUGGUCCAGUGAUAGAAAUAAGGACAGAGAGAGAGACAGGCCCAGUGAUAAAGACAAGGACAGAGAGAGAGACAGGUCUAGUGAUAGAAAUAAGGACAGAGAGAGAGACCGGUCCAGUGAUAGAAAUAAGGACAGGGAGAGAGACAGGUCCAAUGUUAGAAAUAAGGACAGGGAGAGAGACAGGUCUAGUGAUAGAAAUAAGGACAGAGAGCGAGAAAGGUCCAGUGAGAGAAAUAAGGACAGAGAGAGAGACAGGUCCAGUGAUAAAGACCGAGGGAGGGACCGGCCCAGUAAGUACAGAGAACACAGGAGAAAGUAGUGCCUCGAUUGAACUGAGCUAUGAAAUGUCACUCCCACAUUUGAAGAAUCUGCAAGGAACUGUGACUACAGAAAUGGAACUAACAUUCUUGAUUUUUAUUAUUAGGGCUAUUGAUUCCAUAUUAUCUGUAAUGGAAACAGUGAUAUGGAGACUGGUCUGUAUAGUGGAGGAUCCCUUGAGCCAACCUUGUUGUUGUUUCCACAACAAUGUCUUAGUAACAUCCACAACAGAAUAAAAUUGUGAAUAACUUCACACAAAACACUGUA